Molecule: messenger RNA, 1420 nt
Organism: Cryptococcus deneoformans JEC21
Lineage: Eukaryota; Fungi; Basidiomycota; Tremellomycetes; Tremellales; Cryptococcaceae
Exons: 5
Coding region: 339-1334 (331 amino acids)
Biological process (GO): Golgi organization; protein secretion
Cellular component (GO): Golgi apparatus
Source: RefSeq, a predicted model, not a curated record
UAAAAUGUCCACUGUGGAGGUUUCAAAGACAUCUCAUCUUCGUCGGCCAACAAAGCCAAAGCGGUAAUCUACAAGUCUCUUGGACCGUAUCAACGACCGACAGACCCUGCAAGUCAAAAGAACAGAGGAAAAACGCCGGACUCUGAACAAUAAGAAGUUUCUAAACACUCUUGCAAAGGACUGACGAAGAUCCAGCUUCGCCGUCCGGAAGACGAGUCACGGUUUCCCAAACACUUCAAACUUCCAUUGUCAUUCAAAACCUUUCAUCUAUUUUGAAGAACGUAGCGCAAGGCAUCAGGGCACAUUACUGCAUUCGUUGCUAUAGGUGAAAUUCGAAUAUGUGUGUCACUUUUUUCACCCUCUCUCAGCCGGGCUACAAGCUCAUCUUAGCAUUUAACCGGGACGAGUUUCUCGACCGGCCGACUCUCCCAGCUCACUGGCAUGACUUUAAUUCUCCCUCUCCUUUGACUCCGACCCUUUACAAAUUUAAUAACUUUACAGACCCAUGCUCAAGGGAGAACAAAGAAAGUGACGACGGCGGCAGAGUUUUGUCGGGGCUAGAUAGAGGCAAAGCGGAGGGAGGAACUUGGUUAGGGAUAAGCAAGGAUUUGAAAGUAGCUUUACUGACUAAUAUUGCACGUAUCCGACCUGCCCCUGGUGUUCAACCUCUCUCUCCACCACCUUCACGAGGCAAACUCCUCCGCGAGUUCCUAUCCCCUUCACCUCUCACUUCCUCCCAAUUAGAAACCCAGUCAUAUAUCUCCUCCCACUUCCCUACUGCCGGGGACUAUGAAGGAUUCAAUCUCUUGCUUUUUUCACUCUCACCAGAGCGUAAUAUUGGCUAUUUGACAAACCGUCCAUCACCUUCUUCCCUCGACCUUACUAGCUCGCUUUGCGGAGGUGAAGACGGUCAGAGGAGGUGCGUGGGGCUCUCAAAUUCACCGCUUGACGAGAAAUGGCCCAAGGUGCAGCAGGGUGAGAAGAAUAUGGAGAAAAGCUUGAGAGAAUGGGAAGAAAAAAGAGAAGGAGAGGACCGGCUGGUUGAGCGAAUGUUUCGAGUUCUCUCACCCAGUCGGCCGAUUACAUGUGACGAUGAUCUCACCUUGUCAACAACAAUACCGCCCAUCAAACUAGGUGAAGAUCUCUUUCUCAAUACGGAUCCACAAAAUACCAGAGCUCGAUGGAAAGGUACUCGUACGGCAACUGUCAUAAUUGUCAAGGACAGCGGGGAAACAACAUAUGUAGAGCGAGACAUCUGGAUGAUAGACGAAGACGGUGAACCUAAAAAGGGAGAGGAUGAAAGGAGGUUUAAAUUCGUGGGCGAGGAGAAGUGAAGAUCUCGAGUCUCAUCCUUUCUGAUAUCAAGUCGAAUCGCGGUAUAAUCACAUUUCCUUUUAAGUAAGCAUGUACCAUGUUGAGC